AUGAAAACACUAAGUAGUGUCAUAGAAACACGGAACUUUUCAUCAACAUCUAAAAAUAAAAUAGUUCCAUCAAUAUUUUCUGGUUUUGCUGCACCACGUCUUGAUAAUUUGUACAGUGUUUUACUCGUGUUUGAAUUUUCAAGUCCAUGUAGUACGGCUAUUGAUUUGACGCAAGUAUCAGAUCGUUUACCAACUAUAUCACAAUUUGAACAUGAGGAAGAAGUGUUAAUAUUACCGUAUACGUUAUUCAAAGUAACGAAAGUGACGGAAGAAACCGACACUGAGCCAUUUUCAAUUUAUUUACAAAAUGUGACUGCGCCUGAACAGUCACUUAUCAGUUUUUUUAGAAUAAAAUUAGAGGAUAUUAAAUAG
This is a messenger RNA of Rotaria sp. Silwood2, 372 nucleotides long. The record is from the annotation of a GenBank genome assembly. NCBI's taxonomy places the organism in Eukaryota, Metazoa, Rotifera, Eurotatoria, Philodinida, Philodinidae.